Coregonus sp. 'balchen' is the source of this 2300-nucleotide messenger RNA. The record is from the annotation of a GenBank genome assembly. Lineage: Eukaryota; Metazoa; Chordata; Actinopteri; Salmoniformes; Salmonidae.
AUGUUUCGUCGGUCUGUCUGUUCCACAGAACACUACGCCGUGAGUGAGCUGGUGAAAGCCUCCAGAGACGGACAUGAUAUAGACGGAGAGGUGCUGACCUAUCUGGAACUGGCUCAGGUAGGUUUACUAGAACAGGAUAUAGACGGAGAGGUGCUGACCUAUCUGGAACUGGCUCAGGUAGGUUUACUAGAACAGGAUAUAGACGGAGAGGUGCUGACCUAUCUGGAACUGGCUCAGGUAGGUUUACUAGAACAGGAUAUAGACGGAGAGGUGCUGACCUAUCUGGAACUGGCUCAGGUAGGUUUACUAGAACAGGAUAUAGACGGAGAGGUGCUGACCUAUCUGGAACUGGCUCAGGUAGGUUUACUAGAACAGGAUAUAGACGGAGAGGUGCUGACCUAUCUGGAACUGGCUCAGGUAGGUUUACUAGAACAGGAUAUAGACGGAGAGGUGCUGACCUAUCUGGAACUGGCUCAGGUAGGUUUACUAGAACAGGAUAUAGACGGAGAGGUGCUGACCUAUCUGGAACUGGCUCAGGUAGGUUUACUAGAACAGGAUAUAGACGGAGAGGCGCUGACCUAUCUGGAACUGGCUCAGGUAGGUUUACUAGAACGGGAUAUAGACGGAGAGGCGCUGACCUAUCUGGAACUGGCUCAGGUAGGUUUACUAGAACGGGAUAUAGACGGAGAGGCGCUGACCUAUCUGGAACUGGCUCAGGUAGGUUUACUAGAACGGGAUAUAGACGGAGAGGCGCUGACCUAUCUGGAACUGGCUCAGGUAGGUUUACUAGAACGGGAUAUAGACGGAGAGGCACUGACCUAUCUGGAACUGGCUCAGGUAGGUUUACUAGAACGGGAUAUAGACGGAGAGGCGCUGACCUAUCUGGAACUGGCUCAGGUAGGUUUACUAGAACGGGAUAUAGACGGAGAGGCGCUGACCUAUCUGGAACUGGCUCAGGUAGGUUUACUAGAACGGGAUAUAGACGGAGAGGCGCUGACCUAUCUGGAACUGGCUCAGGUAGGUUUACUAGAACGGGAUAUAGACGGAGAGGCGCUGACCUAUCUGGAACUGGCUCAGGUAGGUUUACUAGAACAGGAUAUAGACGGAGAGGCGCUGACCUAUCUGGAACUGGCUCAGGUAGGUUUACUAGAACAGGAUAUAGACGGAGAGGUGCUGACCUAUCUGGAACUGGCUCAGGUAGGUUUACUAGAACAGGAUAUAGACGGAGAGGUGCUGACCUAUCUGGAACUGGCUCAGGUAGGUUUACUAGAACAGGAUAUAGACGGAGAGGUGCUGACCUAUCUGGAACUGGCUCAGGUAGGUUUACUAGAACAGGAUAUAGACGGAGACGGAAAACUUAACUGAUAUCUUGUCACACAUUGGAAAUAUACUGUAGGGGAUUGUUCUAUAGUUUAAAUAUAGGAGGAUUGUUCUACAGUUUACAUUUGGGGUGAUUUAUUUUACAGUUUACAUUUGGGGUGAUUUAUUUUACAGUUUACAUUUGGGGUGAUUUAUUUUACAGUUGAAAUGUAUUUUCUUUGGUUUGUUUUUCUUCCAGUUCCAUAAUGCUAACCAGUUAGCAGCUUGGUGCUUACAUCACAUCUGCACCCACUACAACAAUGUCUGUGCCAACUACCGCAAAGAGAUCAAGGACAAAUCUGCAGGUGAGUUAUUCUUCCGCUGGUUCUGAUCAGCACACAACCAACCAUCACAACCAAUGAAAGGGGAACACACUCAGACCUGUCAGAGCAACAACUGAACAAUAAUGGUUUUGAACUUGAUCUUCUAUUCAUCUGUUUUCUGUCAGAUAGUAAGACAUCAUUCAGACUGUCUGCUGGUUUUAUUUCCUUUCAAUUUGUGAUCAAUUAAGACCUAUAAGUUCCUAACUAAUCAGUGACCUUAAUGGAUCAAUCAAGUACAAGGGAAGAGUGAAAACCUGCAGCUGCUUGUGUUCUGUACUAACCAGUCUGUGGUAGCUACAUGCUACGCUACAUGUUGUCUGGUGGUAGCUACAUGCUACGCUACAUGUUGUCUGGUGGUAGCUACAUGCUACGCUACAUGUUGUCUGGUGGUAGCUACACGCUACGCUACAUGUUGUCUGAUGGUCUGUCGGUGUUGUUUCGCUCCCAGAGAACCAGGAGUAUUUUGAGAAGCACCGCUGGCCCCCGGUGUGGUACCUGAAGGAGGAUGACCACUACCAGCGGGUGAGGAAGGAGAGGGAGAAGGAGGACGUGGUUCUCAACAAACACCACAGCAGACGACGUUGGUGCUUCUGGAGCACCUCUCCUGCCGUGGCCUGA